Molecule: messenger RNA, 735 nt
Organism: Punctularia strigosozonata HHB-11173 SS5
Lineage: Eukaryota; Fungi; Basidiomycota; Agaricomycetes; Corticiales; Punctulariaceae
Exons: 2
Coding region: 1-735 (244 amino acids)
Source: RefSeq, a predicted model, not a curated record
AUGACCAUCCCGACGAAUUAUUUGGGCGGCUGGGGCCAGCAGUACCCGGCUCACGGACAGGGCCAACAUGUAUUAUGGGUGCCUCAGGCGGUUCAGCAAACUGUACCGAUGUUCGUUACCCCGAAUGCCCCGCAUCCACAUUGGCCUACCCAUGCCCGCUCAUCGGACCGCAGACGUAGAUCUCCCGCAUGGUCGCCGCCCGCGUCCCUGACUCAUCCCGAGCUUUGCUACGGUCUAGCGACGGAUUCUCUCGUCGUUCAAUGGGACGUCCGCCAUCCUCCAAAUAGUAACAUUCCUCCGAACGACUACAAUCAUCUUGGGCGAUUCCCCGUCAUUCCCCAGAGCCAACCAACACAUAUCCGAUUGAUAUCCAAGAAUUUUCCUUGGACGAUCGACAUCGUGCACAGCAAGAAGAUAUACUUGCCAUCUCCGGAGCCUGUCAGCUGUGCAUAUAUGUGGGAGAAGCUCUAUCAAGCCUUGCAAUCACCACUGGAAGCAGGCGAGUGGGCGCUGAUAUCCGAAGACGAGGAGAAGGCGACGGCCAUCAAGGAGGCCGCAGCGGAACGGGCGACGCGCGAUGGGGACCAACAUAUCAAACGUAUCGAUUAUCUUAGAGGACACACCAUGUUCAGGGGAUUGAAGAAGAACGAGGAGCUCGAACAACGUAUCCUGCUUCCAGGAGAAGAGGUUUGUGCGCAGACGUGGGUUGUGAAAUUUGGACCACGGCCCAAGUAG